Messenger RNA from Metschnikowia bicuspidata var. bicuspidata NRRL YB-4993, 729 nucleotides. RefSeq lists its product as uncharacterized. The record is from RefSeq and is a predicted model, not a curated record. The transcript has a single exon. Gene Ontology annotation, molecular function: mRNA binding. Lineage: Eukaryota; Fungi; Ascomycota; Pichiomycetes; Serinales; Metschnikowiaceae. The annotation marks the transcript as partial.
GAGCCAGCCACGCUUUUCGUGGGCAGAUUGUCCUGGAACGUCGACGACGACUGGUUGAGAAGAGAGUUCGAGCCCUCGGGAGGAGUGGUUUCCGCCAGGGUCAUGAUGGAGCGUGCCACCGGCAAGUCACGUGGCUACGGCUACGUCGACUUCGACUCCUUGUCCGCGGCCCAGAAGGCCUUGAAGGAUUUCCAGGGCUACGAGAUCGACGGCAGACCCGUCAACUUGGACUUGUCCACCGGCAAGCCCAAGCCUUCCAACCCGCUGAACGACCGUGCCAAGAAGUUUGGUGACGUGCCCUCUGCGCCUUCCGACACCUUGUUUGUUGGCAACUUGUCGUUCAACGCCGAGAGAGACACCUUGUUCGAGCUCUUUGGCCAGCACGGAACCGUGGUGUCGUGCAGAUUGCCCACGCAUCCAGACACCCAGCAACCCAAGGGGUUCGGCUACGUGCAGUUUGCGUCUGUCGACGAGGCCCAGGCCGCGUUCACUGCCAUGAACGGUGAGUACAUCGAGGGCAGAGCCUGCAGAUUGGACUACUCCACGCCCAGAGAAAACAACAACGGCGGAGGUGCCCGUGGUGGCAGAGGUGGUUUCCGCGGAGGCCGUGGAGACUUUGGUGGCCGUGGCGGCCGUGGCGGUUUUGGAGGCCGUGAGAGAUCGUCGCCUGCCCCUAGAACCGGUGCCAACAACGCCGAGUUCAAGGGCGUCAAGAAGACCUUCGACUAG